UUGAUUCCGUCAUCUCACUUGCGGAGAUCAUUGCAUUUACUUUAUCAUUUAUCGAAUCGUCACGCUGAAGAGCAGUCGAAUACUAUCAGAUUUCUCGAGGUACAGCAACAGUUGUCAUUCCGACGUCAAGGUGUACCAAAGAUGGGAAAACAGGGCCGUUUGUUUGCCAUUGCCACUUUGGUGAUUGCAAUCGUCUUUCUUCACUCAGGAAAGGCAUUGGAAUGUUACCAAUGCAACUCGUUAGACGAUGAAGGGUGUGAAAGCGGACCGUUGGAAGAUUAUAUAGUAGAUUGUUCGGCGACGACAACCACCGAGCCAACGACGACGACGACCGCCGAGCCAACGACGACAACCACUGAGCCAACGACGACGACGACCGCUCAGUCAUCGAGCACCGAAGGCCUAGCACUAGAUAACAAAAAUAACUUAAGUGAUAUUAAAGACGGAACAUUUGCAGAUGGAAACGUACACGAUAGACGGCGUAGAAGCAUUUUGAGAUCAUUUGCAGAAGACAAACCAGAAUGGGCUUGUGCCGUGAUGAAACAGAAUUUGAAAAACAAUACUGUCAUCGUGCGUCGGUGCGUUCUUAACACCGUGGAAAACUGUCCUAGUUCGGUGAUCAAUGGUACCGAAGUAAACAACUGUGUCGAAUUUCAAAAGUGCGAUACUGACAAAUGCAAUAGUGCUACUGCGGUAUCAAUUAAUACAACAAUCUUAGGAUUCCUUGUGCUGUCAUGGACUGCAUUUACUUUUAUAAAUUAAUUCUUAAACUUAUAAUAUUAUAAUAUAUGCUAUUUUAUUGAAAAAGAUAUCUAUAUUUUUAUAAGUAAUCUGGCAAGAAUUCAUGUUACAUUAAAUGUUGUUAAAUUCUUUUCGCGAGAAUUCAUGUUAUGUUAAAUAAAUUCUUAAAAAUAAAUUGAGUAACUCUUUAUUAUUUUCCACUUCUUUGAUAUUAAAAUAGAAUUUGUCCUUUUUCAUGUUUAACUCUCACAGUCAGAAAACGAAAGGCAAUGGUCAGAUCAAUCUUGACGUGUAUUAAUACUUUCUGAUUGAAUAACACAGUACAACAGAAAAAAAACUCAAGAAAGCGAGGUGUCCUCUUUUGUGGUCUUUUUGAUGCUGAAUACAAUACCGGUUUCAAAAAUGCUUCAUCACGUCACGAUUGCGAGAAAUUCAAAGUCAAAGAUGUAAAAAAGAGCUAUUCUGAUGUACUCGACCAUGUUAUAACUAUGAUAUGCGGCGUGUUAGAAAAGUUCUUUUUCUUAAAUAAAGUAUAUUAUUAGAA
Molecule: messenger RNA, 1285 nt
Organism: Linepithema humile (Argentine ant)
Lineage: Eukaryota; Metazoa; Arthropoda; Insecta; Hymenoptera; Formicidae
Source: RefSeq, a predicted model, not a curated record